CGGGUGGGCCGGAGGCGGUCGGGCUGGGGCUGAGGGUGAGGCGGCGGCGGCGGUCGGGUGCCCGGGACAGCGACGCAGCGCGCCGGCGGCCGCGACAGGGCCGGCGAGAGCCCCGCAGCCCGCCGCAGCCGCCGCCUCGCCGCGGCCGGGCCGGAGAGCACGGCGGCGGGAGCGCGGCCUUAGAAGGCGGCCGGAGCGGCAGGCACAGCUCGGCGCGGAGCGUCCUGUCAGGCGGCGGCCGAGGGAGCCGCGGACUCUCCCCGCGAUGAUGCCGAUGAUAUUAACCGUUUUCUUGAGCAACAAUGAACAGAUUUUAACAGAAGUUCCUAUAACACCAGAAACAACGUGUCGAGAUGUUGUAGAAUUUUGCAAGGAACCUGGAGAAGGCAGCUGCCAUUUAGCUGAAGUGUGGAGGGGAAAUGAACGUCCCAUACCCUUUGAUCAUAUGAUGUAUGAACAUCUUCAGAAAUGGGGUCCACGGAAGGAAGAAGUGAAAUUUUUCCUUCGACACGAGGACUCCCCAGCUGAGAACAGUGAACAAGGUGUCCGUCAGACCCAAGAGCAACGAACUCAGAGAAAUGUAAUAAAUGUACCUGGAGAAAAACGUACUGAAAAUGGGGUUGGGAAUCCACGUGUUGAACUUACCCUCUCAGAGCUCCAAGAUAUGGCAGCUAGGCAACAGCAGCAGAUUGAAAAUCAGCAGCAGAUGUUGGUUGCCAAGGAACAGCGUUUACAUUUUCUAAAGCAACAGGAACGCCGUCAGCAGCAGUCUAUUUCUGAAAAUGAAAAGCUUCAGAAAUUGAAAGAACGAGUUGAAGCCCAGGAGAACAAGCUGAAGAAAAUUCGUGCCAUGAGAGGACAAGUCGACUACAGCAAAAUCAUGAACGGCAAUCUGUCUGCUGAAAUAGAAAGGUUCAGUGCCAUGUUCCAGGAAAAGAAGCAGGAAGUACAGACUGCAAUUUUAAGGGUUGAUCAGCUUAGUCAGCAAUUGGAAGAUUUAAAGAAAGGAAAACUGAAUGGGUUCCAGUCUUACAAUGGCAAAUUGACAGGACCAGCAGCGGUGGAGUUAAAAAGACUGUACCAAGAACUACAGAUUCGUAACCAGCUUAACCAGGAACAAAAUUCAAAACUUCAGCAGCAGAAGGAACUCUUAAAUAAGCGCAACAUGGAGGUGGCCAUGAUGGACAAGCGAAUCAGUGAACUGCGUGAACGUCUCUAUGGGAAAAAAAUUCAGUUGAACCGUGUGAACGGCACGUCAUCACCACAGUCACCCCUGAGCACAUCUGGCAGGGUCGCUGCUGUGGGGCCUUAUAUCCAGGUUCCCAGUGCCGGAAGCUUUCCUGUCCUGGGGGACCCCAUAAAGCCCCAGUCUCUCAGUAUUGCCGCAAAUGCUGCUCAUGGAAGAUCCAAAUCCGCUAAUGAUGGAAACUGGCCAACAUUAAAACAGAAUUCUAGCUCUUCAGUGAAACCAGUGCAGGUGGCCGGUGCAGACUGGAAGGAUCCGAGCGUGGAGGGGUCUGUCAAGCAGGGCACUGUCUCCAGCCAGCCUGUGCCCUUCUCAGCACUGGGAGCCACGGAGAAGCCGGGCAUCGAGAUUGGUAAAGUGCCACCUCCCACCCCAGGUGUAGGCAAGCAGCUGCCUCCAAGCUAUGGGACAUACCCAAGUCCUACACCUCUGGGUCCUGGGUCGACAAGCUCCCUGGAAAGGAGGAAGGAAGGCAGCUUGCCCAGGCCCAGUGCAGGCCUGCCAAGUCGACAGAGGCCCCCCCUGCUGCCCACCACAGGCAGCACCCCCCAGCCAGGCUCCUCACAGCAGAUUCAGCAGAGGAUUUCCGUACCGCCAAGUCCCACGUACCCGCCAGCGGGACCACCUGCAUUUCCAGCUGGGGACAGCAAGCCUGAACUCCCACUGACAGUGGCCAUUAGGCCCUUCCUGGCUGAUAAAGGGUCAAGGCCACAGUCUCCCAGGAAAGGACCCCAGACAGUGAAUUCAAGUUCCAUAUACUCCAUGUACCUCCAGCAAGCCACACCACCUAAGAAUUACCAGCCGGCAGCACACAGCGCCUUAAAUAAGUCAGUUAAAGCAGUGUAUGGUAAGCCCGUUCUACCUUCGGGUUCAACAUCUCCAUCGCCGCUGCCAUUUCUUCAUGGGUCACUGUCCACGGGCGCACCACAGCCUCAGCCACCUUCAGAAAGUGCUGAGAAAGAGCCCGAGCAGGACGGCCCCGCCACCCCCGCAGAUGGCAGCACCGUGGAGAGCCUGCCACGGCCACUCAGCCCCACCAAGCUCACACCCAUCGUGCAUUCACCACUGCGCUACCAGAGUGACACGGACCUGGAGGCCCUCCGCAGGAAGCUGGCCAACGCACCCCGGCCCCUGAAGAAGCGCAGCUCCAUCACAGAGCCCGAGGGCCCCGGCGGGCCCAACAUCCAGAAGCUGCUGUACCAGCGCUUCAACACCCUGGCCGGUGGCAUGGAGGGCACCCCUUUCUACCAGCCCAGCCCCUCCCAGGACUUCAUGGGCACCUUGGCCGACGUGGACAAUGGAAACACCAAUGCCAACGGAAACCUGGAAGAGCUGCCCCCUGCCCAGCCCACAGCCCCCCUCCCUGCCGAGCCUGCCCCGUCGUCAGAUGCCAAUGAUAAUGAGCUACCUUCCCCCGAACCAGAGGAGCUCAUCUGUCCCCAAACCACCCACCAAACUGCCGAGCCGGCGGAGGACAAUAACAACAACGUGGCCACGGUCCCCACCACGGAGCAGAUCCCGAGUCCUGUGGCUGAGGCCCCGUCUCCAGGGGAAGAGCAGGUCCCUCCAGCACCUCUUCCCCCUGCCAGCCACUCUCCUGCCACCUCCACGAACAAGCGGACCAACUUGAAGAAGCCCAACUCGGAGCGGACAGGGCACGGGCUGAGAGUCCGGUUUAACCCCCUGGCACUGCUCCUAGAUGCGUCUCUGGAAGGAGAGUUCGAUCUGGUGCAGAGGAUCAUCUAUGAGGUGGAAGAUCCCAGUAAGCCCAACGACGAAGGGAUCACCCCACUGCACAACGCCGUCUGCGCCGGCCACCAUCACAUCGUGAAGUUCCUGCUGGACUUUGGUGUCAACGUGAAUGCUGCUGAUAGUGAUGGAUGGACGCCGCUGCACUGCGCUGCCUCUUGUAACAGCGUUCACCUCUGCAAACAGCUGGUGGAGAGUGGUGCCGCCAUUUUUGCCUCAACCAUAAGCGACAUUGAAACUGCUGCAGACAAGUGUGAGGAGAUGGAAGAAGGCUACAUCCAGUGCUCCCAGUUUCUAUACGGGGUGCAGGAAAAGCUGGGUGUGAUGAACAAAGGUGUGGUGUAUGCUCUGUGGGACUACGAGGCCCAGAACAGUGACGAGCUGUCCUUCCACGAAGGGGACGCCCUCACCAUCCUGAGGCGCAAGGACGAAAGCGAGACUGAGUGGUGGUGGGCUCGCCUUGGAGACCGGGAGGGCUACGUGCCCAAAAACCUGCUGGGGCUGUAUCCACGGAUCAAACCCCGACAGCGAACACUCGCCUGAACUUCCUUUUGGAGCACCGCAUGGUCUUGCCAGCUACCAGGAGCCACUGAAGAGAUUAUUGUGCUGUUUUCCCAGGAAAGCUGCAGCUAGAAAAUGGUCUUAAUGGUGCUCACUUUAGCAGACAGCGUCCACAAUGUGAAUCCUACAGUUUCCAGGUGAGGCCCUUUCUCCAGUUUGCCCGUAACUGGGAGAGGUACUUUCGCCUCCAAGGACUGAAUUUUGCCAAUUACUGUAAAUUCAAAUAAAUACCCGCUUUCAAAACACCCACCCCUCUUGCCAUUAAGAAGUCCCAUAACAGGCCGGGCGCCGUGGCUCACGCUUGUAAUCCCAGCACUUUGGGAGGCCGAGGCAGGCGGAUCACGAGGUCAGGAGAUCGAGACCACGGUGAAAACCCGUCUCUACUAAAAAUACAAAAAAUUAGCCAGGCGUGGUGGCGGCCGCCUGUAGUCCCAGCUACUCGGAGAGGCUGAGGCAGGAGAAUGGCGUGAACCCGGGAGGCGGAGCUUGCAGUGAGCCGAGAUCGCGCCACUGCACUCCAGCCUGGGGGACAGAGCGAGACUCCGUCUCAAAAAAAAAAAAAGUCCCAUAACCCCUGGUUGUUUGCCAGUGAAGACAGAAGCUCUGACUGACUUGGCCCCGAGGCCAUCACCCCUCCAGCAGUGAGCACUGUCCGCCGCUGUGAGCCCUGCCUCCUGUCACCGAACCGGACGUUCAUCCUCUCACUCCCCACACAUGAUCCUUCUUCCCUUCAUCACCAAAGGAGCCUCUGUAUGGAAACAUGUCAGUGUUGCUGCCCAGUGUGUAUGCCUCCCAGCAACCACUCUGCUCGGCCGCCUUGGGGGUUCCGCUUCCUGUUCCAGUUCACCUAAAGGCUGAUUGUGCAGGUCCAGCACUGUGGCUGGACUGCCGCGCCACGGGCACCAGGACCCCUAAGACCAAGUGACAAUUGGGAGAGCCUCAGCAUAUACUCUUCUCCUCCGAUCUCACAGCCUGUCAUGCUGCUCAGUGUGGUUCUCACCCCUGCAAGCUCGAAUUCAGUGCUCUGAAUAGAGUCAGGUGCUGGAGGCCGUGGCAGCAGAGGGGUGGGUAGGGGUUGGGGUUGGGGCUGGGGGUGGACUGGUGUGAGGGCAGACCAGGGCCAGGUAGACGGGGCUGUUUGGUGCCUGAAGGAUGGCAGACGCCUGGUGUCAGGAGGGGCCGCCACCAAGGGGCAGCAGCUGGGGCAGAGGAGCUGGGGUCAGGGGCCACCCCUCUCUGCUGAUCUGCCUGCCUGGGCUGGCUGUGAGGCCACCACCUUUGUCCCAGGCCCAGUUUCAAGGCAAGGAGGGCGCUUCACUGAGGUGUGAAUUGUACGUACAGGCUUUUUAUAUACCAAAAGUAUUUUUUGACUAGACCAUUCAAAGCUACCUGAACUAUGUUGGAAAUUUUUUUUUCUCAUUAAAAUACAGGCCCUUAGGCUCUAUUUUUCAUGUAUGAGUCGUGUGUGUAAUUUAUGUAAAAAUGCGUGUAUAGAGUCACUGAUGCAGCACUGUAGCCCAUCGCCUUGGAGCAUCGACUGUACAUAGUGUGGUGAAGCAAAGUGAACGCCAUUGUAGAGCAGCGUGGCCACUGCCAGCCCCGACGCUGCUGACGCUGUGUAAAUGUGCACAAUAAACUCGUCUCACCCCA
Molecule: messenger RNA, 5206 nt
Organism: Symphalangus syndactylus (siamang)
Lineage: Eukaryota; Metazoa; Chordata; Mammalia; Primates; Hylobatidae
Gene: PPP1R13B
Product: protein phosphatase 1 regulatory subunit 13B
Biological process (GO): negative regulation of cell cycle; apoptotic process; regulation of apoptotic process
Cellular component (GO): nucleus
Molecular function (GO): p53 binding; transcription factor binding
Source: RefSeq, a predicted model, not a curated record